Molecule: messenger RNA, 7252 nt
Organism: Conger conger (European conger)
Lineage: Eukaryota; Metazoa; Chordata; Actinopteri; Anguilliformes; Congridae
Gene: gli3
Product: GLI family zinc finger 3
Exons: 15
Coding region: 414-5159 (1581 amino acids)
Biological process (GO): regulation of transcription by RNA polymerase II; smoothened signaling pathway
Cellular component (GO): nucleus
Molecular function (GO): RNA polymerase II cis-regulatory region sequence-specific DNA binding; DNA-binding transcription factor activity, RNA polymerase II-specific
Source: RefSeq, a predicted model, not a curated record
CACUUUGCCUCCUUCUUAACAAAAAUCACACAAAAUACAGUAACAACUCUCCACGAGAUACUUUUUUGUGCACCCAUAUGUCUCUUUGUCGUCAGCAUUCGGAAGGUAUGUAGAUAGACAGGUCCAAGCCGUUAGUUCAGUGAACGCUGAGGUCAGCUUACUGCAGGAAGGAGGAGAAGAAGGGGGAAGGAGGAAAACUUCUCCCGUAGAGCGGUUUUGGACAGUUUUAGAAGUGAGGGUUGAGAAAAGUACAGGACUUACUAGACAACACCAAAACGCGCGGCGCACAUCUGCAAAAACCUAAAAAGGCAUAACUCCACGAAGAAGAAAGAAAAAGCAAGAUAUCGAAGAAGAGAAACAAGCCUCGAACACGUGUCCCGGCUCCAUGAGACGCUGAGGAAUGAGCAGUCGCCAUGGAAGCCCAGCCCCAUGCCAGUUCCGCAGCUGAGAAGAAGAAGAAGGUGGAGACCAUCGUGGCCAGCAAGGGCUCCUCUGGCCGCACCGACGUCAGCGAGAAGGCUGUGGCCUCCAGCACCACGUCCAAUGAAGAUGAGAGCCCGGGGCCUCCUUACCACCGAGAAAGACGCAACGCCAUCGCAACACAGCUGUCCCCCACCGGCCCGUCCAUGGCCAAACUCAACGAAGAGCCCUCCACCUCCACGGAGGAGCGGCCCUCACUGGUGAAGAAGGAGACGCACGGCUCGCUGCCCCACCUGGCCGAACACGCCCUGCCCUACCGCGGCACGCUCUUCGCCAUGGACCCCCGGAACGGAUACCUCGACCCCCACUACCCUCCUCCACAGUUCUUCCCUGCCUUCCACCCCCCUGUGCCCAUCGACGACCGCCAUGCUCAGGGGCGCUACAUCUACGAGCCUUCCCCCGUACCCCCGCUUCACGUGCCCCCCUCGCUGGCCGGCAGCCCCGCGUUUUCAGAUAUCUCCCUCAUCCGAAUCUCUCCCCACCGGAACCCGUCGGUGGGGGCUGAGUCCCCGUUCAACCCGCCACACCCGUACAUCAACCCGUACAUGGACUACAUCCGCUCUCUCCACAGCAGCCCCUCCCUCUCCAUGAUCUCCGCUGCCCGGGGCCUGAGCCCAGCCGACGCUCCCCACACUGGUUUGACCACCGCCGAGUACUACCACCAGAUGGCGCUGCUAGCGGGCCACCGCAGCCCUUACGCCGACAUCAUCCCCUCCGUGGCGUCCACAGCCGGGGCGGGGGCCAGCGCCCUGCACAUGGAGUAUCUGCAGGCCAUGGAGGGGUCGCGGUUCCCCAGCCCCCGCCUCACGGCCCGCCCCAGUCGCAAGCGUGCGCUGCCCAUCUCCCCGCUGUCGGACCACAGCUUCGACCUCCAGACCAUGAUCCGCACCUCGCCCAACUCGCUGGUCACCAUCCUCAACAACUCCCGCUCCAGCUCGUCCACCAGCGGCUCCUACGGACAUCUCUCUGCCGGCGCCAUCAGCCCGGCGCUGAGCUUCGCCUACCCCCCGACGCCCGUGGCCCUGCAGAUGCACCAGCAGCUCAUUGGCCGGCAGCCCGGAAUGGUGGGUUCGGCGUUCGGCCACAGCCCGCCCCUCAUCCACCCGGCGCCCACGUUCGCCGCCCAGCGGCCGAUACCGGGCAUGGCGCCGCCCGGCCUGGGGUCCUCAGAGCGGAGCGUCGCCCCCACGGACUCGUCGCAGAGCAAACCCACGAGUGAGUCGGCAGUCAGUAGCACAGGGGACCCCAUGCAUCACAAGCGCUCCAAGAUCAAGCCGGACGAGGAGCUGCCCAGCCCUGGAGCGGUGAGCGUGCAGGACCAGCCCGAGGGGAUGACGCUGGUGAAGGAGGAGGGAGACAAGGACGAGAGCAAGCAGGAGCCUGAGGUGGUGUACGAGACCAACUGCCACUGGGAGAGCUGCUGCAGGGAGUUUGACACGCAGGAGCAACUGGUGCAUCACAUCAACAACGACCACAUCCACGGAGAGAAGAAGGAGUUUGUGUGCCGCUGGGAGGAGUGCUCCCGGGAGCAGAAGCCCUUCAAGGCCCAGUACAUGCUGGUGGUGCACAUGCGGAGGCACACCGGGGAGAAGCCACACAAGUGCACGUUUGAGGGAUGUGCCAAGGCCUACUCACGGCUGGAGAACCUGAAGACCCACCUGCGCUCCCAUACCGGAGAGAAGCCCUACGUCUGCGAGCACGAGGGCUGCAACAAGGCCUUCUCCAAUGCCUCGGACCGUGCCAAGCACCAGAACCGCACGCACUCCAACGAGAAACCGUACAUCUGCAAAAUCCCGGGCUGCACCAAGCGCUACACGGACCCCAGCUCCCUGCGCAAGCACGUGAAGACCGUGCACGGUCCCGAGGCCCACGUCACCAAGAAGCAGCGGGGAGACUCGCACCCCCGGCCCCCUCCACAGCCCCGCGACCCCGGCAGCAACGGCACAAGCCGGUCCCCGGGACAGCUGCCGCUGGGCGGUUUCGCCGACCAAAGGGACUACAACCACGCUACCUCAAAGCAGGACGAAUGUCUGCAGGUCAAGUCCAUAAAGACGGAGAAGCCCAUGGCGUCUCAGCCAAGCCCUGGCGGUCAGUCUACAUGCAGUGACCAGUCCCCCCUCAUCGGCGGCCAUUCCGGCAGUGGAGUCCGGCUUGCUCUGAGCGGGGGCGCCGUCGCGGAGGAGGAAGAGGAGGACGAGGACGAGGAGGAGGCGCCCAUCAUGGAUUCCACCGUGUCCACCGCCACCUCCGCCACGCUGGCUCUGCUGGCCCGACGGGGCGUCUCGCAGCCUCUGCGCUGGAUGGAGCACGUCAAGAUGGAGAGGCUCAAGCAGGUCAACGGCGUGCUGCCCCCCAGGCUGGGCCCGCACUCCCCCACACCGCCCCCCAAAGGCCCCGCGCUGCCUCCCGUCAUAGGAAACGGUACAUACCAAGGCCGGAGUAGCUGUGUGGGGGUGCCCCAGCUGUCGAGCGCCGACCUGACGGUGCUGAGCCUGCUGAAGGAGCGGCGGGACAGCGGUGGCAGCACGAUCAGCUCGGCCUACCUGAGCAGCAGCCGCCGGUCGUCGGGCAUCUCGCCCUGCUUCUCCAGCCGCCGCUCCAGCCAGACCUCGCAGCCCGAGGCCGGCCAUCACCGACGGCAUCACAACGCCAGCGCCACCGACUCCUAUGACCCCAUCUCCACCGACGCCUCCCGCCGCUCCAGCGAGGCCAGCCAGUGCGGCGGGGGCGGGGGAGGAGGGGCUCCCUGGGGCGGGUUUUGCGGGGGGUCAGGGGGCAUGCUGAACCUCACCCCAGCGCAGCACUACCGGCUCAAGGCCAAGUACGCAGCAGCCACCGGCGGGCCCCCUCCGACGCCGCUGCCCAACAUGGAGCGGAUGAGCCUGAAGACCCGCAUGGCCAUGAUGGGCGACUGCCAGGAGGGCGGCGGCAACCAUUCGCUGCCCCCUCUGGUGGCUCCACGCCGGUGCAGUGACGGCAGCUCCAACGGCUACGGGAGCCACGGCGGGUAUGGGGUGUACGGUCGCCGGGGGCUCUUCCCCCACGAGGCCCCCACCAAUGUCGAGAGGAGAGCCAGCGACCCUGUUCGGCCGCACGCCCACGACCGCUUCAACCUACCCUGCAUCCAGCGCUUCAGCAGCCUCAACAACAUGCACCCCCUGCCCCCGCUCCACGCUGAGGGGCAGGGUCUGAGCCCACAGAGCUACACGCGCUCCGACGGGAACCUGCGACGGGGUCCGGCCUCGCCCCGCCCGGCCAGCAUUAGCGAGAACGCGGCACUCGAGGCCCUCGCCAUGGAGGAAGGAGGCGGCCUGCUGUGUGACGAGGACAUGCUGCCCGAUGACCUGGUGCAGUACCUCCGCUCCCAGGGCCAGGGGGGGCUGUACGGCCCACCCGCAGGUGUCCCGCUGGGCCCCCAGCCUCCCGGGAACCUUGCCGACUUCGACAUGCCGCAGGGGAAUCCGCUCAGCCAGUCCUGCCAGCAGCUGCCGGGGGAAGACCCCGGCAAAGACAUCUUGCCCAUCCAGUGGAAUGAGGUCAGCUCGGGGAGUGCCGACAAGUCGCCCCAGAAGCUGCAGCUGAGGUACGGGAGGUGGCCGGCGUCGGAGCAGAGUGCCUCCAGCCGUCCGUUCGGCACAAACGGCAACCUGAUGGUGCAACAGCAGCUGCCCCGCCACCCGCCAGUGUCCAGGGACUUCCAGGAGCAGUGUGCCCCGCAGCCGGGCGGGUUCCAGCAGACGGGGGUGUUCAGCGGUGGUCAUGGUGGCCUGGGAGGGAGCGGCAGGGGGAUGGUGACGCAACGGCAGCCCUGCAGGGCAAGCUCUUACGCCGCCUGCCCUGAGAUCCGGCGGGUAGGCCCACCAUCCACACACGGCUUUCCCCAGCACGACUUCCCCCAGGUGGCCCACACGCGACCAGCCUGUCCAGGCCCGCAAGCGAGCUUCCAGCAGAACCGUCCCAUGGGUCAUCAGCAUGGCGACGGCAUGCUCUUCCCGGGAGCCAGCGACCCCUCCCAUUCUUCAGAACUUCGCCUCCAUGCCCAGGCCCCGCCCAGCAGCUGCAGGGGCUCUGGCAAGCAGCAGCUGUACCUCGGGAAUGGCGCCCCAGGCCAGCAGCAGUGCUCCAGGACCGAUAGCACCAUGAACGGGUCUCUAUCCCUCCAGGUCUCCGGGCUGAAGCUGGAAGCGGCCGACCACCUCCAGGCAAACCCCUGCUCCAUGGCCCAGCAGCCGCAGGCCUUCCUUGAGCAAGGCUUCCAGGACCAUGGCAUGUGCUUUGAAGCACAGGACAUCAAGGAGCCCCCCUUCCCAGACGCGGACGGCCCAUGCCUCCUGAGCAUGAUGUCCACAGGGCCCCCAGGUGUUUCGGACGUCCUCUCCCCAGGAGCCGACCAGGUGACCAGCACGGUGGACAGUGGGGCCAGCCUCCUGGACAGCGUCGCGCUGGACUUUGACGCCAUUUUGGACGAUGGGUAUGACCAAGGAAGCAUGACUUCAGGGGUCUUGAGCCCCGGAAUCUUCCAGAACCUCUCCCGCAACUCGUCCCGCCUCACCACCCCACGCACCUCCGCGACAUUCCACAGCGUUCCCACCGGACUGAACAACAUGGCCAUCGGGGACAUGAGCUCCCUCCUCACCAGCCUGGCCGAGGAGAGCAAGUUUCUGGCCAUCAUGCAGUAGCUGUUCUGUCCUACGGGCAAGCGCUAGGAAAACGAAAAGGGACACGAUUUAAGUUACAAAUCUGAAAAAAAUAUAAGCAGAUCUAUUUUAUACCCAUCUCAUCUCUGAGAAGCAGGGAUGUGUCAAACUUAUUAAAUAUUCCUUUUAUGGAAUUAAGGCUAUUUUUUGAAAAAGACUUCUUUUGUAUUGUUUUAUUAAAAUGACACAGGGAGACUGCUGUUUUCCACCUGUCAGUUUGAAACAGUAUUCUGUGUAUUGUCACCGGUUUUUGAUGUAAAAUGUUGGUAUAAAUGCAUGUGGUAAACAAAAUCAAAUGUAAACAUCGUCUUUGUUAGUACAUAGGCUAAUCCAUUUAACAAUGUAUGUUACCAAUUUACCAUUAGCUGAUGGUAAAAUUAAAUGGACACCUGCUUAGAAGUCUUCUUGUCAACAGGUUAAAACGGGUUAUAUAUUGCAGUCAACUGGCCCCAAGGUUAUAUUUAUCUGAUUUAUUGUUUGCUUUGCUUUAUACUUUUAAUAUCUUUGUUUUGCCUGUUUUUUAAUGUUUGCCAAAAUGUAGAAGUCAGUGUUUUGGUGGCUGUCCAUGUCCCCCAGGUGAUGUGGUUUUAUGACAUUAUAAUUAGUCCAAAAAGGCCUAUUCGGUAAAAAAUCAAUCAUCACAGAUCUCAUAAAAGACCAUUGCUGUGUGAUUGAACUGCUACGUUUACACUGUCUGUGUAUGUAUUUGCAUGUAUAUAUUUUUUUACGUUUGUGACAAUUUUGUACUGUGUGUAUGUGUGUGUGUGUGUGUGUGUGCAUAUGUACGUGUGUCUGAGCGCAGUGUUUGUGUCACCUCAUUACCAUUUUAGAAUUUGCUUACGUCUUCAGUAAUAAUUGUUCUUGUGCUUGGAUAAUUGAGACCAUUUUAUAUGUAAGUGCCAUGUCUUCUGAAAAGACUGCAUUUAUUUGUGAGCACCUUGAGAAGUAUUAAUUCAAUUUAUACAGGAAACAGGAAGUCAGACAUUUGAAAGCCACAUUUACAUAUAAUUUUCAUGAUAUGCUUUUUGAACAUGUCACCUUUGUUACAUUUAUUAACAGGAAUUCAGACCCACCCAAACACAUGCAGAGGUCCAGUGUGUGGCUGCAUGUAACUAAAUGUCAGUGACAGAGAAUGCAAUACUGAUUUCUGUGUGGUUUGUUCAGCAGUUUAUCCACUCAGCUAAUAGUUUCAGUUUUUGCCAUAUAAAGGUCUUUUAGUCAGAUAUUUUAUGGUAUUGAUUAGAAACUGUCUGGAUUCUGUUACACUACAAUACAAUACCUCCCUCACAUCACUUUAAGUGACACAAAAAGACUUGAUUAUGAAGCGUACUGAGUCAAUCUAAUGAUCAGGACUUUUGUUGAUAGGUAUUGCCGCUAGAGGACAAAGACAAGAAUUGGUAGUGAAAUGCUGCGGCAGAUAAUGCAUUCAGACACUACGUAUUGAUUUGAAUGUUUUUCAUCAUAACAGAAAAGGUACUGUUUGUUUUUGUAUUGUAAACUUAGGCUUUUUUGUAGUCUGAAAACUUCAGCAACAUGCUGAAAGUGGUAUGAGGUUGUCCCCUGUAAAGAGGACUUGAGGAAGUGUUCAUAAGGUAUGUGCCUUAUCUCUGUCUGUCGCUUGAAAUAAGGAACACUGCCAAUCUUCCAUGGUUAAGUAUUAAAAAAAGAUUUAUAGAAUACACAAAAUAAUAUACAAUUUAAAAAAAAUGUUCUGUCUGUUGGGGAAUUCCAGGGGCAAAACAUGUAAAAUACAUCAGAUUUUUCAUUUUAGAAAUUUUUCUUUGUGAAAAACGAAAAAAAGAUUUUCAAGUUAUGACAUUUUUUGCCUUUGUUGUAUGUCUGUAAAUACAUUAUCCUUCUGUAGGUUUAGUUGAGACAUGAAGAGGCCUCACAGGCCAAAAAAGCAAUUACUCCUAUAGCAGGGCUCCUGUGGCCCUAGUCUUAGUCCAGGCAGGAUCGGCUCUGUAGCAGAGGAUGCAUAAAGCAACUGUUUGCCAGCAGAACCACUUAGCUCUUUUGUAACUGACAACAAAAGUUUGUAUGAUUUUAAUAAAAAAAGGAAAUUUGAAACCUCA